Populus euphratica (Euphrates poplar) is the source of this 1111-nucleotide messenger RNA. RefSeq names its product germin-like protein 5-1. The transcript is spliced from 2 exons. NCBI's taxonomy places the organism in Eukaryota, Viridiplantae, Streptophyta, Magnoliopsida, Malpighiales, Salicaceae. The record is from RefSeq and is a predicted model, not a curated record. Gene Ontology annotation, molecular function: manganese ion binding. Bases 204 to 866 code for a protein of 220 amino acids.
GCAGCAGCCACUCUAAAUGCAUUUGUCCACCUUUCUCUCCUAUUCAUCCAUCUUUUCCCUAAUUCAGACACCCUCCCUCCUUUUCUCUUAUAUUAACUAGUUGUUUUUUCAACCCAAAAAAACAACUAGUUAUUUUCCUUUAAUAGUUUUCGCCAGAACCUAGGAACCUAGAAAGCUAGCGCUUAGCAUCUGCAGCAGCAGCCAUGGCAGCUAAUAAGGUGGCCUACCUCUCCCUUCUUUAUAUGACUCUUGGUUUGGUACUAGUGGCCACCGUUUCUGCUGAUCCUGACCUGCUUCAAGAUGUUUGCGUUGCUGAUCUUUCUUCUGGUGUGAAGGUGAAUGGAUUCACCUGCAAGGAAAACAUAUCGGCAGAGGACUUCUUCUUUGCCGGUUUGGCUAAACCAGGUCUCACCAACAAUACAUUCGGCUCCUUGGUCACUGCUGCCAAUGUUCAAAAGAUCCCAGGACUCAACACCUUGGGGGUAUCCAUGUCCCGCAUUGACUACGCCCCUGGUGGCUUAAACCCACCCCACACACAUCCACGUGCCAGUGAGAUGGUCUUUGUCCUUGAAGGCCAACUGGACGUGGGGUUCAUUACCACUGCUAACGUUUUGAUAUCAAAGACCAUCAAGGUGGGCGAGACAUUUGUUUUCCCCAAAGGCUUAGUUCAUUUCCAGAAGAACAACGGUCAAGUCUCAGCUGCAGUGAUUGCUGCAUUCAAUAGCCAGUUGCCAGGAACUCAGUCAAUUGCAGCCACAUUGUUUGCAGCCCAACCACCCGUGCCUGACCAUGUCUUGACCAAGGCUUUCCAGGUAGGUACCAAGGAGGUCCGUAAGAUCAAGUCCAGGUUUGCACCUAAGAAGUAGAUGAUUGGUUGACUGUAUAAAAACACAAGUACGUACGCUAGGUUUUGAUUAUAAAUUAAUAAAUCUUACAGCUGUGCCUAGCUGGGGUUUUUUGAUUGUUAUUCUUCCUGUAACAGUUUUUUAAAGGGAGAAAUUUGUGUUUGAUGGAUCAUCUAGGAGAUUAAAUGAUUAAUCGACAUGUAAUCUUCUACAGACCGUUCUUCCACUGAAUAAAAUAUCAAAGCAUCAAUUUGUUGUUUUAGCCA